Solanum stenotomum is the source of this 1496-nucleotide messenger RNA. RefSeq lists its product as uncharacterized. Bases 261 to 1205 code for a protein of 314 amino acids. The record is from RefSeq and is a predicted model, not a curated record. Gene Ontology annotation, molecular function: DNA binding. The transcript is spliced from 2 exons. NCBI's taxonomy places the organism in Eukaryota, Viridiplantae, Streptophyta, Magnoliopsida, Solanales, Solanaceae.
GUCGGUAGAUACACAAAAAUUUAAAAACUAAAAAUAACAAUAACAUGUUCAAUAUAACCUCGAGAGAAUAUUUCCGACUAGAUUACAUGCCCAAAUUCCUUGUGGACGAGCACCGGGCCUGCAUGAACAAAAACUUCAAGCCCGAACUUUGAUGUCAGGCCCAAACAUGCAUUCUCUCCGAGCCCAUUUAGGCCCGUUUCCGUUCUUCGAUCCCCUUUUGGGUCUCCACGACCAAUCAUUCACUUCCAUUUUUGCUUCUAAUGGCGUCUCCAAACCCUCACAGUUCGCCGCCCGUCGCCGUUGACCAACGCCGCCUUCAAUUUACUCCGGUUGAUUUACCUCUCACUCCGCCGAUGGCAGAUGCUAUUCCUGAGGGUAUUGUGGAUCUAACCAGUCUGACUGAAGCAAGCACAGGCGAGAAGCGUAAAAGAGAAGGAAGAUUAAGAUCUAGAGUUUGGCAACACUUUACAAAGCUAAUAAAGGAGGAUGGAACUUGUGACAAAUGCAAGUGUAAUCAUUGCCAUAAAAUUUUCACUUCUUCAACCCGAAGUGGAACGACUCAUUUGCUUCGUCAUAUAAGUGAAGGAAUAUGUCCAGCAUUUAAGAAAGUCAAAAAGGAAAACUCACCAUCAAUUUUCAGCUAUAUAGGUGGUAGCAUAGACCGAAAAGUUGGUAUUAACCCCUGGAAGUUUGAUCAAGAACUAGGGCAAGCAUCUUUUGAACAGUCAAUUGACGCUCAUGAUGACUUGUUGCCAAUGGGGUUAGAUGAUAUUGAACGUCAAACAUGCACUGCAUCAGAAAGUGAUUAUGUCGGCCAAACAUCAAUGCCUGUAUUUUCAAAACUUCCUCAACAACCUGCUGUGAAGUCCCAUCCUAUUACAGAACCAUGGAUGACUGAAUUGAAGACUUGUGUAGGCAAACUCGUUGAACUCACAAACGAACGAGUGUCAAAGCCUACUAGCACGGAUAACAAGACUUGUGUAGCUGUUAGUACUCCCGAUCUCUCUAUAGCUUCUGUUGUUAAGUGCUUGAAUGAGAUGGAGGAUAUCCCACAAUCAAGUGCAAUGUAUUUAGAUGCUUUGGAUAUCGUAAGGGAUCCAGAAGAAAGAGAGUGUUUCAUCUGUUUAAACCCAGAGCCGCGUAGGAGAUGGCUGCAAAGGAUGUUGCAUCGUCGUUUUCCCUUGCGCUAUAGCACCGAUGUUUGACCAACUGUAAGUAAUCAACACAAUCAGCUCGUGGAGGAUCACAACACUUACUCAAGAACAAGGGAGAUAUCGUUUAACAACCGCGCAAGGUCUUUUCAUGAAUAGUUGUUUUUUAUGUCAAAGGUUUGAAAGAUUACUUGACCUAGAUCUGAUUAUCCAUGACCUUAUGUUGUGCUUUACUUGUUGAAAGUUCGAACAGGAAAUGAAAAGUUGUACUACAAUAAUUAUAAAUAAACAUAUAUUUGUUUGAUACACUAUUGUUAUCAAAUGGCUAAAAGAGCACAAUCAAUG